Messenger RNA from Brassica oleracea var. oleracea, 1483 nucleotides. Its product is annotated as pheophytinase, chloroplastic. NCBI's taxonomy places the organism in Eukaryota, Viridiplantae, Streptophyta, Magnoliopsida, Brassicales, Brassicaceae. Gene Ontology annotation, cellular component: chloroplast. Bases 253 to 1380 code for a protein of 375 amino acids. The transcript is spliced from 6 exons. The record is from RefSeq and is a predicted model, not a curated record.
AAUGUCGACAACCACCAAAAUCAUUAUAGCUUUUCUUCUAUUAUUCUCUGAUUACUUGGCAGUACAUGCUUCAUCUUCCAUUCAUAAAAACCCUUACCUCAACGCCAACACAAUGCCGUCUUCUUUCAACACCGGAGCCUCUUUCUUCGACGCAACAAACCUCCACGUCCCGGCAACAAACACUCCUCAGCUUGCAUGGUUUAAGUCUCUUGGUUUGCAAUCAGUUUAAGGUUGUUCUCUGCGAAUCAACCGAUGUCUGCUUCAUGUGCUGUAACACCGUCUGUUAGGACAGAACUAAGUAAAAGACUCACCUUUCCUGCUCAAACUCGUCGACCAAGGAACAAAUGCGAAAUCAGCAGAAGGGGCUUUGCAGUGAGAGGGAUCGUUGCUUCUGGAGUUUCAGUCAUGGGUUCUCCUCCUCCUUCAGCUGCUUCUCAGCCCAUCCAAGGUGGGGAGAGGUUAGCUUUUAAGCCGGAAGGAUACAACUUUUGGGAAUGGAGAGGUCACAAGAUUCAUUACGUGGUUCAAGGAGAAGGCUUGCCUCUUGUUCUUAUCCAUGGCUUUGGUGCUUCUGUCUUCCACUGGAGGUAUAACAUUCCUGAACUGGCUAAGAAGUACAAAGUGUACGCCUUGGACUUACUCGGUUUCGGAUGGAGUGACAAAGCCCUCAUAGAGUAUGACGCCAUGGUUUGGACUGAUCAAGUUACUGACUUCAUCAAAGAGGUUGUCAAAGAGCCAACCGUUGUGGUUGGAAACAGCCUUGGAGGGUUCACAGCUUUGUCGGUUGCGGUGGGAUUGCCAGAGAAGGUCACAGGAGUUGCGCUUCUCAACUCUGCAGGACAGUUUGCAUCCGAGAGUAGUAAAAAGCAAGAGGAAGAAGCUGAGGAAACCGUGUUAACCAAGUUUGUAGUUAAGCCGCUCAAAGAGGUUUUCCAGCGAGUGGUUCUUGGGUUCUUGUUCUGGCAAGCUAAGCAGCCUUCUCGAAUCGAAUCUGUGUUAAAGAGUGUGUACGUAAACGCUGCUAAUGUUGAUGACUACCUCGUUGAAUCCAUCUCAAAACCUGCAACAGACCCAAAUGCUGGAGAAGUUUACUACAGAUUGAUGACAAGGUUCUUGACGAACCAGAGUAGAUACACUUUAGACAGUGUUCUAAGUAAGAUGACUUGCCCGCUUCUGUUGCUUUGGGGUGAUCUUGACCCGUGGGUUGGUCCUGCUAAAGCCGAGAAGAUCAAAGCGUUUUACUCGAAGUCAUCGCUUGUGCACUUGCAAGCAGGGCAUUGUCCUCAUGACGAAGUCCCUGAAGCUGUAAACAUAGCUUUGUUGGAUUGGUUGUCUAAUGUAGUUACCGAGCCAUCGUCCCCUGAACUCUCAGAGGUGUAAAGACUCUUUUUGCAAAGGAAGUAUAUAGUUGUAAAUACAUUGUUACCAAUACUUCUUGGAUUAUAUACUUUUAAUAUGAUCAGGAUUCUGGUUUUAGAGCAAA